ACAAAUUCCAUCCAUCCAUCCAUCCAUCCAUCCACCGCCUACUUCUUCCUCUUCUCCGCCUCUCUUCUUCUCUUUUUUGUUCUCUUCCCUUGAUUCUACCUCAGCGGGGGCUUUGAUCUGGGGCACGAUCACGCUUCUACGGCUUGCUUUGCCUUGCGACACGAUACGCCCAGACUCCAUCACGAUUGAUUGAUUGAUUCACCGUCUCCGAUCCUCUUCGCUUUCCCCUCCUUGAAACUCCGUCAUUGCUCUAGACGCUCCACACUCCUGCGACGACACGCGACAAUUGCUCCCACGAGUCACGACACAGACCGCUCUUCACGAAGCUUAACGACCGUUACGAACAAUACUCUCCUUUGACUUGAACCUCUGACGUCCGUCCCAUCAGGCCAGACGUCUCCUGCCGUUUCACGAUCUCGCCUCGCCUCGCGCCAUCCUUCCAAAAAUCUGCCUAGACCUUCCCUCGGCUUCGGCAAGAAACACAACCGUUGCUCCUCGACAUUCAACUCUGUCGCGAUGGCUUCUGAACCUAGACAAUAUGUUCCUCUGACCUGUCACGGUCACUCCCGACCCGUUCCUCACAUUGCGUUCUCCACCCUGGAAAAGGAUGAUACGUAUUACAUGAUCUCGGCCUGCAAAGAUGGCAAUCCAAUGCUCCGUGAUGGUCUCACUGGCGACUGGAUCGGCACCUUUAUCGGUCACAAGGGUGCUGUUUGGCAAGCCAGACUAAGCCCCAACAACUCGAACGCUGCUACAGCCUCGGCCGACUUUACUGCCAAGAUUUGGGACACUCACACUGGCGAAUUGCUGUACACCCUUCAGCACGACCACAUUGUUCGCGCUGUCGCAUACCCCCCAGACAACUCUGACCUCGUCGCCACGGGUGGCAUGGAAAAGAAGCUUCGUGUCUUUGACCUGACGGAGCUCGCUGCCGCCGGUUCUGGAUCUCCGGCCGUCAUUCCCGCCUCGGCAGGUUUCGAGAUUGGCGAGGGUGUUCACACCGGCUCCAUCAAGUUUAUUUGCUGGACCCAGGACCCCAACAUUGUCGUUACCGCUUCGGACAAGACCAUUCGAUGGCUCGACCUGCCAAGCCGUGCCUGCAUCCGUCAUGAGGUGCUUGAUGGAGACAUCAAGUCCUGUGAGAUGGUCUCGCUGGCACCUGAAUACAGCUCGCCCAACGACAUUGGCGGCGGAAAGCCAGUGCUUGCCGUGUCAGCUGGAAAGACGGUGUACUUUUGGGGCGGUGACCGGGCCAUGGACGAGCUGAAGCGCAUCGUUCUCCCUUACACGAUUGCCAGCGUUUCGCUUGAUGUUAAGGGCCGGAAGCUGGUUGUCGGUGAGGAGCCCGGAACGUGGGCCAAGGUGAUUCGCUACGACGACGAGACGGAAAUUGAUACGCACAAGGGACACCACGGUCCUAUUUGGUCCAUCGCAUUUGCCCCCGACGGCAAGCUGUACGCGACUGGAUCGGAAGACGGAACCAUCAAGCUAUGGAAGAACUGCGAGGGAUUCUACGGCCUCUGGCGCGGAGGGACAGAGCGAAAUGCGGAAUAGAGAGACGCAGAGCGCAGCAUUGUCUCUUCAACGUCGGGCGGUCUGGAAACCGAUGAGCGCGGCUCGGGCACGUUCACGCCCAGCAGCAGCCGCUCUGAUGCCAACUUGGAAAGAGUCCUUAACAAGGGGGCACAUUCGACUGACAGUCCUUCAAUGUGCGGAAGCGAGGGCCACCCCCUGGGCGACUGGGAGAUUGUAAACCCUCAUGUCUGAUGGGGCAAGUCUGAUGGAGCAAGGCGCAGAAAGGAGUCCAGAUCAUGGCGAGGUGUUGAUGAAUGGGCCAUGGUCAUGUUUAGACAUGUUUAUGCAUUUUGGGAGGACCGGAAGGCCUCGAUGGAUGGCAGAUGGUGGCAAGCUACAAAGCUUUACUUCUAAUGAUGCCAGAGUGUAAAACAAUAUCAAUUCGCAUUGAUGGAGGUACAAGUGUUUAAACAAGUCUAUUAUUAGUCUAGUGAUUCUCUAUCUAAGGAAUCUGUCUAUCUAUCUCACUGCCGGGCACUUUUUGCCUCUAGCAGUCUACGGUG
This is a messenger RNA of Fusarium vanettenii 77-13-4, 2078 nucleotides long. RefSeq lists its product as uncharacterized. Lineage: Eukaryota; Fungi; Ascomycota; Sordariomycetes; Hypocreales; Nectriaceae. The coding region runs from base 517 to 1554 and encodes 345 amino acids. The transcript has 4 exons. Gene Ontology annotation, molecular function: protein binding; RNA binding. Gene Ontology annotation, cellular component: SMN complex. Gene Ontology annotation, biological process: spliceosomal snRNP assembly. The record is from RefSeq and is a predicted model, not a curated record.